CAGCAGGAUGCGUGAGGGUGAUCCUAAUUCCACCAUCCCUUCCCUUCCACCCUCUUUCUCUCUUCUCAUUUUCCUCUCAUGCCUGUCUUCCCUUCUUUAGGUCGAAGAAAAAUAUGAGCAGUCUUGCGUGAUCUUCUCUCUUUUUCUCUUGGAAAUGAGAUGGGGAGCAAAGGAGGUGCAUCAUCGCCAUCGUCGGUCGUCUGUUGCAUGUGCGGCGAUCACGGGCUGCGGCAAGAGCUCUUUCGAUGCAAGGUCUGCCUCGUUAGGUCUCAGCACAAAUACUGCAGUAAUCUUUACCCGAAAGCCGACUCCUACCGAGCAUGCAAUUGGUGCCUAAGGGAGGAAGGAGGGAAGUCUCUCUCAAAGGAAACUACCGCGGAGCAUAACAGCUCGAUCUCUUCUACUUCUACAAAUGCUGACAAUAGCAGUGCUAGUGGUGGCUCGGGAGGAAAGCUCCAUCGAGGGGCUUUUUCAUCACAGCUCAACAAGCCUAUCAAGAAACAAAGACUGCUGGAUCGAUCGACGUCUGAUGCAACCGACCGGAUUCCCUCGGAGGAGCUCUCACCAAGUUCAGGAAGGGGAAGACAGGCCUUCAGAGGAAAAGUCCGGAGGUAUAAGCUCUUGGAAGAGGUCUCUAGUUAAUCCUCUCCCCUUUGUAUGUAUGCGUGGUAGCUAUCAGGAUCGUUCUCGAAGGUGACUCAAUGACAGUGAUCACAUGGAUUAAUGAUGUUGGUGACUCAGCUCAUCCCUUUCUUAGAUUCAUUCACUAGCAAUCAAUUUCAUGGGAUUUUCUUGCAGCCGUAUAUAUCGAGCGAAGGGAACUCUGCAGUAGAUUACUUUGCCAAGCUUGCAUCUUCUUUCGAUCAUUUGAUAUACUGGACCAAUAACUAUACUCCUCAUCUUGUACUUCUAUACCGAGAUGAUGGAUUGAUAGUGCUGGUUGUGUAUUUCAAAGAUGUUAGUUUGUAACAAAAAAGGGAUAACAAAAUCCCCUAAAACCAUAACAAAGGCAAGAUUUUGUCAAUUAACUAGUUAGAAUUUUACAUGAGCUACAUACGCUCUAUUUUUUUUUUUUUUAAUUCAGAAGUCAAAAACUAUAAAGUAGGAACAUAGGUGGUACUCCAAUCGAAGUCAAUGGCAAUGAGUCCCUAACGACUUUAUCAAUCGAACUCGAGGGACGCUUUGACAUUGAUUUUCCCUUUUAUUGCACUCAUCUCCUCAAAGACUUUCAAGAUUCGACAUUGUAAAUAGUUGUUUGCAAAUUUGUGUGAGUGUGGUAGGCCUGGUCAAGUUGAGGUGGCCCAAUGUGCUUGGGUGGGUUUAGGGCCAGACCUGGUUGGUUAGCUCUAUUUUCUUGCAAGAAUAGAAAAUGCAGUGUUCCAGUUUUCUCUA
Messenger RNA from Elaeis guineensis (African oil palm), 1392 nucleotides. RefSeq lists its product as uncharacterized. Lineage: Eukaryota; Viridiplantae; Streptophyta; Magnoliopsida; Arecales; Arecaceae. The record is from RefSeq and is a predicted model, not a curated record.